Messenger RNA from Candidozyma duobushaemuli, 2007 nucleotides. It is a transcript of the gene ACS2, whose product is annotated as acetate--CoA ligase. The record is from RefSeq and is a predicted model, not a curated record. Gene Ontology annotation, cellular component: cytosol. Lineage: Eukaryota; Fungi; Ascomycota; Pichiomycetes; Serinales; Metschnikowiaceae. Bases 1 to 2007 code for a protein of 668 amino acids. The transcript is spliced from 2 exons. Gene Ontology annotation, molecular function: AMP binding; acetyl-CoA synthetase activity.
AUGACUUCGGCCCCAUCCCACAAGGUGGUGCACGAGGCCAACAACGUCUCGUUAAGAAACACCCCAGACGAGUUCUACCAAAGACAGCCCCGCCAGGGCCACAUUACCUCGAUCGACGAGUACCAGAAGUUGUACAAGCAGUCGAUCGACAACCCAGACGAGUUUUUCGGCAAACAGGCCCGUGAAUUGUUGGCCUGGGAUAAGGACUUUGAUAAGGUUCUGGCUGGCGAUUUGCUCCACGGUGAUACCCACUGGUUUGUCGGUGGUCAGUUGAACGCUUCCUACAACUGCGUGGACAGAUGGGCCUACGCUCACCCAGACAAAACCGCCUUGAUCUGUGAGGCCGACGAUGAGAGCGAUUCUCGUACUUUAACGUAUGCCCAGCUUUUGAGAGAGGUGUGUCAGACUGCUGGUAUUUUGGCAUCCUGGGGCAUCAAGAAGGGCGACAAUGUGGCCAUUUACUUGCCCAUGAACGCCCAGGCCGUCAUUGCCAUGUUGGCUGUGGCCCGUUUGGGUGCUGUCCACUCGGUGAUUUUCGCUGGUUUCUCCUCUGGUUCCAUCAAGGACAGAGUCAACGACGCCAACUGUAAGGCUUUGAUCACUUGUGACGAGGGUAAGAGAGGUGGCAGAACCAUCAACAUCAAGAAGUUGUGUGACGAGGCCUUGCUUCAAUGUCCUUCUGUUGAGAAGGUCUUGGUCCACAGCCGUACCGGUAACCCAGAAGUCGCUUUCGACGAGUCCAGAGACUUCUGGUGGCACGAGGAGGCUGCCAAGUUCCCUGGCUACUUGCCUCCCGUGUCUGUUGACGCCGAGGACCCAUUGUUCUUGUUGUACACUUCCGGAUCUACCGGAACUCCAAAGGGUGUGGUCCACACCACCGGUGGCUACCUUUUGGGUGCUGCCAUGACCACCAAGUACAUUUUUGACGUCCACCCUGAGGAUGUCCUCUUCACUGCUGGUGAUGUCGGUUGGAUUACCGGUCACACUUACGCCCUCUACGGUCCUUUGUCGUUGGGUAUCCCCACCAUCGUUUUCGAAGGCACCCCAGCCUACCCAGACUACGGCCGUUUGUGGCAGAUUGUCGAGAAGCACAAGGCCACCCACUUCUACGUGGCUCCUACUGCCUUGCGUCUCUUGAGAAAGGCUGGCGAGGCCGAGAUUGGCAAGUACGACUUGACCUCGUUGAGAACCUUGGGUUCUGUCGGCGAGCCUAUUUCUCCUGACAUCUGGGAAUGGUACAACGAGAAGGUGGGCAAGAACCAGUGUCACCUCUCCGAUACCUACUGGCAGACAGAGUCUGGUUCCCACCUUAUUGCUCCAGUUGCCGGUGUCACUCCUAACAAGCCAGGUUCUGCUUCUUUGCCUUUCUUCGGUAUUGACGCUUGCCUUAUCGACCCGGUGUCUGGCCAGGAGAUCCACGGCAACGAUGUCGAAGGUGUGUUGGCUGUCAAGAGCCCAUGGCCCUCCAUGGCCCGUUCCGUGUACAAGAACCACGCCAAGUACAUGGACACCUACUUGAAGCCUUACCCAGGCUACUACUUCACAGGUGACGGUGCUGCUCGUGACCACGAUGGCUACUACUGGAUUAGAGGCAGAGUCGACGAUGUUGUUAACGUUUCUGGCCACAGAUUGUCCACUGCUGAGAUCGAGGCUGCUUUGAUCGAGCACAUUGGUGUUUCUGAGGCUGCUGUUGUUGGUAUCAACGACGACUUGACUGGCCAGGCCGUGGUGGCUUACGUUGCCUUGAAGGACGAAUACCUCACCACCAUCAACGGUAACGAGACCUCGGAGGAGGCCUUCAACCUUAGAAGAGAGUUGAUCUUGACGUCCGUCAUUAUUGUCCAGGACUUGCCAAAGACUAGAUCGGGCAAGAUCAUGAGAAGAAUCUUGAGAAAGAUCUCGCUGAACGAGGCCGACCAGUUGGGUGACAUCACCACCUUGGCUAACCCUGGUUCGGUCGCGGGCAUCAUUGACUCUUUUGCUGCCCAGUUCACCACUAAGAAAUAA